Oryza brachyantha (malo sina) is the source of this 3305-nucleotide messenger RNA. Its product is annotated as telomere length regulation protein TEL2 homolog. Gene Ontology annotation, biological process: telomere maintenance via telomerase; protein stabilization. The record is from RefSeq and is a predicted model, not a curated record. NCBI's taxonomy places the organism in Eukaryota, Viridiplantae, Streptophyta, Magnoliopsida, Poales, Poaceae. The transcript has 13 exons. Bases 48 to 3119 code for a protein of 1023 amino acids. Gene Ontology annotation, cellular component: cytosol. Gene Ontology annotation, molecular function: telomeric repeat DNA binding; Hsp90 protein binding.
UUGGUCGAGAGUUUAUAACCAUACCUAGUUUGUGUGUUUCCCUUCCCAUGGCGAGCAAGCCAAGCAGCUCCGCGGCGGGUGCUGCGGCCUCUCGGGGCGGCGGCGGCGACUAUGGAGGCGCGCGCCGCGAAGACCUAACCCUGGACAAGGUGUCGGAGGCGGCCGACGCGGUCGCCACUGCGUCUAGCGCCGGCGAGGUUGUCCGCGCGAUCCACGCCGUCGCCGCCCUCGUCUUCCCCGUGGACUCCGCUGCCGUAGCCGGUACCGUGGACGAGCCCUUCAGGAGCCAGAUUAUCAAUGCGAUAAGCCUCAGCGAUGAUGAACAGGGAUCUUGGAUGCAUGCUUUUUACCAUGGUCCAGCAUUUCCUACUAUAUCAAAGAUAUUGCUAAGCAAUGUUGCCUUGAAGUGGUUACGGCAGAUCAGUGCCUCUGCAAGGAAGGAAAUCUAUGAUUCGUUUUUUGUCAAAGGACCUCCAACUGAAGUCAUUCAAGCUCUUGUUCCUGCUUUGUCUCAUAAAGGAGGCUCUAAGGAAGAUCAUAACACUAUAUGUUCAAACAUUGAAAGGCUGUUAAUUCUAUGUUUGGUUGAGAAUAAGGGGGUAGGCCAGAUUAUUGCAGAGUUCACUGUCAGCAGCAAGCAUGAUGAGGACAAUCUCAACCCAGGCAGAGCAACUUUGAUUUCAAGGGUUGCGCAACUACUCGCAUCUAUUCCAGAUAAAACAAGAAUGGGUGCUUCACCUGCAUUGUCAUCAUCGUCAUUCUUCAAGUGUGUCGUGGAUCAGCUUCUUCUUGGAGCUGAACAAGCAACUGUGGAGUUGGAUGCUGAUGAAGAUGCUAAUGGAUCAGAUGCCUCUAAUUCAGUGUUACUCUUCGUUGGUGAAACGAUAUCUCGUGUUAGUCGUCGUGGAUCUACUGGCAUUUUAGUUGCUGAGCUGAUUCCUAGGAUCCGUAGCCACUUAAAGAGAUGUAUGGAAUCUGAUCAUAAAACGAUAGGUCCUGACAUGAUCAAGCGUGUUUCCCAGUCUCGAUUUUGGUUUAAUAUGGUUGAGGCAAUUAGAGACCAGCAUUCCAUUGAAAGGUUGGCAGAAGAGAUGCUGCGCCAACUCGCAUCACAACGUACAAGUGAUGAGGAGGCAUACUGGAUUCUGUGGACUUUGUUUAACCAGAGCUUCAUGCAUAACACUGUUAUGAGGGGAAUGUUUGUCGACAAAUUUUUGCUUUGGAAAACAUUUCCUCUAUGCUGUCUGAGAUGGAUUCUUCACUAUGCUGUCUUUCAAUUCCCACCAAAUUCAGCUAUAGAAACUCAGAAGCAAAGGACAUCUAACUUCCUUGGUACACUGCAAACUUUAGUCAGUGCAUGGUCCAAGAAAGAGUGUGUUCAAUCAUACCCAGUGGAGCAACAAGCUUACAUUACUGCAGCAAUUGGGUUAUGUUUGGAGAAGAUGUCAAAAAGAGAAUUAGAAACAACUAAAGAUGUAUUGAACAAUAUACUUGAAGGAGUAAGCUGUAGGUUAGAGAGUCCAGUUGAUUUAAUCCGGAAGAUGGCCAGUGCUAUUGCAUUGACAUUUUCUAAAAUCGUUGAUCCAAACAAUCCCCUAUACCUUGAUGAGAACUGUUUAGAGAAUGUUGAGUGGGACUUUGGGGUUUUAUCUCCUAAGGAAAUCACAGCUCCGAAGGAUGUAGAACAUAGAAGCAAGCUGAAAGCAUCUUUGCCUGAGAACAAGAAACAUGUUGCUGAGAAAAAGGCAAAGGCUAUCAAACAUGGUAUUUCAGAUAACAGGGCGAAAAUCGUAGAGAUCAAAUCACUAGAUUCUUGUGAAACGUCUGGCCAUGCUAUGAAUGGGGAUUUCGAGGAGGAAGAAUGUGAUGAGGAAAGAAUGAACAUUGAUGCCUCCAGUGAAUCAUCCUUGGAGCCAUAUGAUCUAUCAGACGAUGACACAGAUUUGCAGAAGAAAUUCACCCAACUAACAGAUCUUGCUGCUGCACUACGAAAACCUGAUGACCCAGAUGGUGUUGAAAACGCUCUGAGUUCUGCCGAAAAGCUUGUGAGAGCUUCACCUGAUGAAUUACGCCACAACUCAGGUGAUCUUGCUAGAGCACUUGUGCAUGUUCGUUGCUCUGAUGUGGCAAUGGAAGGAGAGGAAGAUUCUACUGAAGAAAAGAGACAGAAGGCACUAGUUGCCUUGCUGGUAACCUGCACAUUUGAAUCAUUAGACGUUCUCACCAAAUUGCUAUACUCAUCAAGCGUGGAUGUAAGUCAGCGCAUUUUGAUUAUUGAUGUUAUGACUGAGGCGGCGCAGGAGCUUGCUGAAACUAAAAUUGUAAGGAGAGAGCUGCGGCAUGGAAACUUGAUAUCUGACACCUCUCCUUCUUGGCUAGUUCCUAGUGACAGGGGACCUCCGGGUGCAGGUCCUUGGAGGGAAGUUUCAGAAUCAGGAACACUUCUGAACUGGUCGCACCGGUAUGAAAGAGAAGUUCCAUCUAGAUCAGGUCAAGUUAAAUCAGGAAAAUCUCGUAAAUGGGGUCUUGAAAAAGCUAAAGAUAUGCAGACAGAGUGGUCAAAAAACAGAUUUCCUUUGUAUGCUGCUGCUUUUAUGCUCCCUGUCAUGCAAGGAUAUGAUAAAAGAUCACAUGGUGUUGACUUGCUGAAUCGGGAUUUUGUUGUCCUAGGUAAAUUGAUAUACAUGCUUGGUGUCUGUAUGAAGUGCAUAGCAAUGCAUCCAGAAGCAUCUGCUAUUGCCCCAGCUCUUCUUGAUAUGAUAAGAUCUAGGGCUGUUUCGCAACAUCCUGAAGCGUAUGUCAGAAGGUCUGUGCUGUUUGCAGCUUCUUGCAUCUUGAUAGCGCUGCACCCGUCGUACGUCGCAUCAGCUCUUAUAGAAGGAAAUCAGGACAUUUCUGCUGGUUUGGAGUGGAUACGCACAUGGGCUCUUCACGUUGCUGAAACCGAUCCUGAUACAGAAUGCACAUCAAUGGCAAUGACCUGCCUGCGACUCCAUUCUGAGAUGGCUCUUCAGACAUCACGAGCUCUGGAAUCGGCGGAUCACGGCAACGCCAGCGGCAGCAGGUCUCUACCGUCUAAGCUCGAUCGCAUCAUCAUACCAUUUGCCAACAUGAUGUGAUCGAUGUAUACUGUGUUUAACUCGUAGUAGUAAAGAAAACGCUCCAGCGUUAUCUUGCCACACAUGUAACUAACGUCAGCUAAUCCUGCUUUAGGCUUGAUAACGUCGUUACUAGUGGGCUUUUUUAAACCUGGGAUUUGAAAUGAUGGUAGAAUUUGAAUUCGCGUGAAAAAUUGUGUGGAAGUC